UGGCUUUUAUUUUGAAAUAUCAGAGUAACCGGAAGUUGAAUAUAACUGGUAGAAGCUAAUAGAAAUGCUUCAAACGAGAUAACCUACUUUGGUCUAUGUUGCGCUUCUCAUAUCGGAAUACAUCUUUGGUUCAAGAAGGAUCAUAUUAAUGUAUGCUAAAUAUACAGAAAAUGUCUCUCAGUGACACAUUUCGAACGGAAACAAUUUCAAUAUUGUCUAUUUUCGUCGAGGGUGCACUAGCUGAAAUAAGCCGAACAGGUAAUCAGCCGAGUGGGGAAUCGUGCAAUGAAAUAUCUUGUAUUCGAGAAGACAUCGCUAAUGUGAAGGAUCGCCCCCAGAAACAGGCGCACUUGCCGUCCUUUAUCCAGCUGUUGACUAAAGAGGUGGUUCGUAAACUAUGCAGGCUGUUCUCGGAGUGCUCCUCCGUCCUACAACAGGAAAACGAGACCCUGAGGAAACGUCUCGAGCUGAACGGAAUACCAGCCUCACCUGCGCACCUCAACCAGUAUGGGACCAAAGUAGAUCCGCCAGAUAAAAUCGAGGCGAACUCAGAAGACACAGAACCAGCCAGCAAGGAAGAUCCCUGUGAUGUCGUCAGUGCGCCUGGAGAAAGCCCAUCCCAAGAGACGACCCGACCCUCCCGAAUCUCCACCACGCCGCCUUCGCUAACCGAGAACAACCAACCAGCCGGUGACCAUCCCUCACAGGGUCCCGUGAGCCCCAAACGCGCUCCGAGCCCCCUCGAGCAGAGGCACCCGGACGCAGAGACACAAGGGACCCCGGAGAAACAGGUCUUCCGCAUAAACCUGCGAGCGAGACGCUCGUUUGCGUGCGACGUCUGUGGGCGGAGUUUCAGUCUGAGCAGCGUGCUGGAGCACCACCGGAGGGUCCACACGGGGGACAAGCCUCACAGCUGCCCCCGCUGCCACAAGACCUUCGUCUACAAGGCGUCCCUGAGCAGGCACAUCCGGUGGCACUCCGAAGGCCGGCCUUUCGCCUGCCAGGUCUGCGGGAAAUCGUUCCGCGGCGAGGGGGCGCUGCGGUCUCACAGGUUUGUCCACGCCGACGUCAAGCCCUUCGUCUGCCAGACCUGCGGCCAGGGAUUCACCACACGGAACAGCCUGGCGGUGCACCAGAGGGUUCACUCCGGGGAGAAGCCGUACACCUGCCCCACCUGCGGGAAGAGCUUCUCCCAAGCCGGCUACCUCUCAGUCCACCGACGGAUCCACGCCGAGGACAAGCCGUUCACGUGCGACCAGUGCCACAAGGGCUUCGUCACGGAACGGGCUCUGAAGUCCCACCAGAUCGUCCACACCGGCCUGAGGGCCUUUAAAUGCGACGACUGCGGAGCCCGCUUCGGCCACCUCACCAACCUGCGGAGGCACCGCCUCCUCCACACGGGCGCCAAGCCGCACGCGUGCACCGUGUGCGGGAAGCGCUUCCACCAGCGCAGCAUCCUGAAGGGGCACAUGCAGGUGCACGGCGGCUCGCAGCCGUUCAUGUGCGACGUCUGCGGAAAGACGUUUGUCUACAACUGCGCGCUGAGGAAACACCAGCGGGUCCACGCCGAGGACGGGAAGAGCCGCGCAGCCCCCGGGCGGCUGCGCGGCUGCGACAGCUGCGGGAAAACCUUCAGCUCCGUGGGGAACCUGAAGGUGCAUCAGCUGGUGCACACGGGCGCCAAACCCUUCGAGUGCUCCACGUGCGGGAGGACCUUUUCCCAGAAGGCCACCUGCGUCACUCACCAGAAGACCCACACGGGGGAGAGGUUCCACACCUGUGGUGUGUGCGGCAGGGCUUUCAGCCUAGCCAACACCCUGAGGCUUCACGCGCGCACGCACACGGGCGAGCGACCGUACGCGUGCGACAUGUGCGGCAUGACGUUCACCAUCAGCGGGAACCUGAAGAGGCACAUGCUGGUGCACACGGGAGAGAGGCCGUUCAGCUGUGACUGUGGGAGGGGCUUCUCCUUCAAGCGCAGCCUGGACUCUCACCUGCUGCUGCACACGGGCGAACGCCCGCACACCUGUGACGUGUGUGGGAAGGGCUUCACCCUCAAGCAGCUCCUGAGGAACCAUCAGAGGCUCCACGCUGGGCUGCGGCCCUUCCGCUGCGACCAGUGCGGCAAGAGCUUCAACCGCGCCCACGGCCUGAAGAUGCACCAGAUCGUGCACACGGGCGAGCGCGCUUACGACUGCGAGAUCUGCGGCAAGCGUUUCAGCAUCCCCGGCAACCUGCACCGGCACCAGCGCAUCCACACCGGCGAGAAGCCUUUCGGCUGCGCCACGUGCGGGAAGAGCUUCAACCAGGCGGACACGCUGAAAGCCCAUCAGCGCAUCCACACGGGGGAACGACCCUUCGGCUGCCAGACCUGCGGGAAGAGCUUCAUCCAGCGCAGCGCCCUGAAGAUGCAUCAGCGCUCGCACUCGGGCGAGAAGCCUUUCACCUGCGUGGCGUGCGGCGCCGGCCUCGCCUGCGUCAACUCCCUCCGGACUCACCUCCAGUCUCACGCGGCGGAGAUGCCCUGCACGUGCUCGGUGUGCGGCGGGCCGCUGGCCUCGCUGUCCCACCUGCGCUCCCACCAGGAGCAGCACACCGUGGAGAAGCCUCACACCUGCAGCCUCUGCGAGAAGGCCUUCAAGUCCUCCAGCUACCUGAAGACUCACCUGAAGACUCACACAGGCGAGCGGCCCUUCACCUGUGAGACCUGCGGCCGCAUGUUCACGCAGCAGAGCAGCCUGAAGACGCACCAGGCUGUCCACACCGGGGAGAAACCCUUCAGCUGCGACACGUGCGGGAAGCGUUUCAGCAACACGGGGAACCUGAACCGCCACCAGCGCAUCCACACGGGAGAGAAGCCCUUCAGCUGCGAACAGUGUGGCCGGAGCUUCAACCAGGGGAACAGCCUGAAGGCUCACCUCCAGAUCCACACCGGGGAGAAGCUGUUCAUGUGCGACAAGUGCGGCAAGAGUUUCUCCUACCUGAGGAACCUGAAGGAUCACAAGUGUCUUUAUGUCUGAAAAGAUAACUGAAGCGGGUGGGGGGGGGGGGUGGGGGGGCGGGAAGACGUUAAGUUUGGCUUGUUUGUCUGGAGUGGACGCAGGCGUUUAUCUGAGUUGUGUCUGUAGAUGUCAUGUUUGUAGGGAGGAUGAGGACCAUUUGGUGUCUUGAUCUUUUGAGGGGUUUGUUUUUUGUUGCGGCGGGAGCGGGUCUACUAACUGGCAGAAGCUGAGGCACACACCUACAGCAGCUACUGUGAGGAUCUACAUCCCAAAUUAUUUUUGAAGGGUAAAAAAAAAAACACUGUCCUUGAAAUCAAAGAUUUUCAACAUGUUGCCUUUUGUAGAGUAGAAGGACAUUGGUGCUGGUAGAUAUAUACUGUUACGGUGAGCAGAGCCUAACUUAUUGAUUGAAGGUUACAAAUCUAACCAGUGUUGUCUGUGUACUGCGUGCUUGUGAAAGGUUGCUAUUGACGAUAAAACCAGUGAAACCAAAA
Molecule: messenger RNA, 3496 nt
Organism: Osmerus eperlanus (European smelt)
Lineage: Eukaryota; Metazoa; Chordata; Actinopteri; Osmeriformes; Osmeridae
Product: gastrula zinc finger protein XlCGF57.1-like
Exons: 5
Coding region: 153-3020 (955 amino acids)
Biological process (GO): regulation of transcription by RNA polymerase II
Cellular component (GO): nucleoplasm
Molecular function (GO): DNA-binding transcription repressor activity, RNA polymerase II-specific; RNA polymerase II cis-regulatory region sequence-specific DNA binding
Source: RefSeq, a predicted model, not a curated record